AUGAGUCGGCGGAUUGGACCAAAAAUGUUAGAUCACGAAGGGAAAGAAGUUCCAGGAAACAGAGGUUACAAGUAUUUUGGAGCUGCAAAGGAUUUACCAGGAGUUAGAGAACUUUUUGAAAAGGAGCCCCUCCCACCACCUCGGAAAACUCGAGCUGAGCUUAUGAAAGCCAUCGAUGCAGAAUACUAUGGCUACAGGGAUGAAGAUGAUGGUAUUCUGGAGCCACUGGAACAAGAACAUGAAAGGAAAGUUAUAGCAGAAGCAGUAGAAAAAUGGAAAAUGGAGAGAGAAGCGCGACUUGCAAGAGGUGAGGAGGAAGAGGAGGAAGAAGUAAAUAUCUAUGCUGUCAACGAUGAUGAGUCUGAUGAGGAAGGUGGCAGGGAAAAAGAAGGUGAAGAAGGCCAACAGAAAUUUAUUGCACACGUUCCGGUGCCAUCUCAACAAGAGAUUGAGGAAGCUCUUGUACGGAGGAAGAAGAUGGAGCUUCUUCAGAAGUAUGCCAGCGAAACCCUCAUGGCACAGAGCGAAGAAGCAAAAACACUUUUAGGAUUGUAACAUUGCCCCAGUAUGUCCUGGUUUUUACAUGAUCCAUCUUAAAGCAACAGGUUCAUAAAUUCUGAUAGCAGUCACUUUUAGCUCUGAAAGUCCCUCUGGGUGUUAAGAGUA
Messenger RNA from Balearica regulorum gibbericeps (East African grey crowned-crane), 666 nucleotides. Lineage: Eukaryota; Metazoa; Chordata; Aves; Gruiformes; Gruidae. The record is from RefSeq and is a predicted model, not a curated record.